AUGUUGUCAAGCAGUCGUGGGACGGUGGAAGACUUCUUCCUGGCUGGCCGGAAGAUAGUAUGGUGGCCGGUGGGCUCUUCUCUUUAUGCUUCGCACGUUGGCAGCAGCUACCUUUUGGGCCUGGCUGGGAUCGGAGCAUCUUCAGGGGUUGCUAUUGGGGCCUUCGAGUGGAAUGCUCCAUUUCUGCUCUUGAUUCUUGGUUGGGUAUUUGUUCCCAUUUACAUUAAGGCUGGGGUAGUGACCAUGCCACAAUAUUUACGGAAGAGGUUUGGUGGCCACCGGAUCCAGCUCUUCCUCUCCUUUCUAACUUUAUUCCUCUAUAUUUUCAAUAGGAUCUCGGUGGAUAUCUUCUCGGGUGCUGUGUUUAUGAGGCUGGUGAUGGGGUUGGAUGUGUACCUGGUCGUCUUUAUCGUGGUGACAGUGGCUGGCAUGUACACCAUCACAGGUGGUUUAGCCGCCGUGGUGUAUACCGACACCUUGCAAGCUGUGAUUAUGCUUUUGGGAUUCAUCGUGUUAAUGGUCUUUGCCUUUAAGGAAGUAGGAGGAUACCAGGGCCUACGGGAGGAGUACCUGCACGCCAUCCCGAGUGUCGUCAGUGAAGGGAACUGGACUGCCAAGCCGGAAUGCUACAGCCCUCGGCCGGAUUCUUUCCAUAUCUUCCGAGACGCUGUCAGUGGAGACCUUCCCUGGCCUGGAAUUGUCUUUGGCCUCCCCAUCCUCUCCUUGUACUCCUGGUGCACUGAUCAGGUGAUUGUCCAGCGGUGCUUGGCAGCCAAGAGCAUCUCUCACGUGGAGGCUGGCUGCAUCCUGUGUGGGUACCUGAAGCUGCUGUCCAUGUUCACUCUGGUGAUGCCAGGCAUGAUCAGCCGUGUCCUAUUCCCAGACAGAGUGGCCUGUGUUGUGCCUUCUGAAUGUCUGAAGCACUGUGGCACCCGUAGUGGCUGCAGUGCCAUUGCCUACCCAGUCCUGGUGGUGGAGCUGAUACCCAACGGCUUACGUGGUUUGAUGCUGUCAGCUUUGUGGGCCUCUCUCAUGUCCUCCCUGACUUCCAUUUUCAACAGUGCCAGCACCAUCUUCACACUGGACAUUUAUACCUGGAUGCGGCCCGUGGCCACUGAGAGGGAGAUCAUGAUCACAGGAAGGUUUUUCGUUAUUUUGUUACUGGCUGUCAGCAUUGGCUGGGUCCCCAUUGGGCUGACAUCCCACAGUGGAAAUCUGUUUGAAUACCUGCACUCAGUAACAAUUUACCUGGCUCCGCCCAUUGCUGCCCUCUUCCUGCUUGCCAUCUUUUGCAAGAGAGUCAAUGAGCAAGGCGCUUUCUGGGGCCUGAGCAGCGGGCUCCUGCUCGGCAUCUUGCGAAUGGCAGCAGAGUUUGUCUACCGGCCACAGAGCUGCGAGGGGAGCAGCACGUGCCCAGCCGUCCUCUGUCGCAUGCACUUCCUCUACUUCGCUGUGGCCCUCUUCGUGUUCACGGCCCUCGUCAUCCUGGGGAUCUCCUUCCUGACGUACCCCAUUCCCGACAAGCACCUGCACAGGCUUUGCUGGAGUUUACGCAACAGCCUAGAGGAGAGAGUGGACCUGGAUACCCUGAAGAAGGGGAAGAGGGCCCCCGAGCCCACGGCACAGCCAGGUGCACUGCAACAGAACCAGGGCUGCCUGCGGAAGGCCUGGGACAUGUUCUGUGGCCUGGAGCUGAAACCAAACCCAAGCCUGGCUCCCGGAGAGCUGACCCCCGGAGAGCUGACCCCCGGAGAGCUGAGCCCCCGAGAGCUGACCCCCGGAGAGCUGGACCCCGGAGAGCUGAAGCUGAGCCCCGGAGAGCUGGACCCCGGAGAGCUGACCCCCGGAGAGCUGAGCGCCCGAGAGCUGACCCCCGGAGAGCUGACCCCUGGAGAGCUGAGCCCCGGAGAGCUGGACCCCGGAGAGCUGACCCCGGGAGAGCUGAGCCCCCGAGAGCUGACCCCCGGAGAGCUGACCCCCGGAGAGCUGGACCCCGGAGAGCUGGACCCCGGAGAGCGAGUCUCCAAGAUUUUGAAUCAACGUGACAUGCUGAACACCCCCCUCGGGAGGAAGCUGAUCGGGGCCAGCAGGCUGCUGCUGGUCAUCCUGCUGCUCUUGGGUUACAUCUGCUUCUUCUGA
Molecule: messenger RNA, 2139 nt
Organism: Orycteropus afer afer
Lineage: Eukaryota; Metazoa; Chordata; Mammalia; Tubulidentata; Orycteropodidae
Product: sodium/glucose cotransporter 1-like
Exons: 15
Coding region: 1-2139 (712 amino acids)
Biological process (GO): sodium ion transport; transmembrane transport
Cellular component (GO): plasma membrane
Molecular function (GO): D-glucose:sodium symporter activity
Source: RefSeq, a predicted model, not a curated record